This is a messenger RNA of Arvicola amphibius (Eurasian water vole), 2336 nucleotides long. It is a transcript of the gene Tcp11l1, whose product is annotated as t-complex 11 like 1. Lineage: Eukaryota; Metazoa; Chordata; Mammalia; Rodentia; Cricetidae. Bases 421 to 1944 code for a protein of 507 amino acids. The transcript is spliced from 11 exons. The record is from RefSeq and is a predicted model, not a curated record. Gene Ontology annotation, biological process: signal transduction.
UCACCGCGGCGGCUGCCCCCCACAGCGGGGCUGAGAGGACGGCCGGCAGCCCCGACGAGCCAGGCAGUCCGGACCGGAGGGGUCGCGGCCCAGGCGCCCAGCCCGCCGCGCGUCGCUCCCGCCCCUUCGCGGCGCCGGCCCGCGGGAUUCGCAGCGGGAGCGACCGCAGGGAGAUCGCCGACGCCGCGGCAGGCAGGGAUGGAUGCCAGCGGUCUAGCCAUCAGCCCUGCGGGACGUGGGAGAAAAGUGUAAACACAGGGCUGAAGGGCGUGCCUUGGGAGGAGACAGAACCUGCGCGGUCUUGGGGGGUAGCCUGCUGAGUUCAAACGAGUCUUGCUUUUCUCCUUUCUGCACCCACUCUUCAUCGUCUGGGCAGCUCCUCCGCAUGUGAAGAGGGGCAGCGAAUAAACCUCACUGAGGAUGUCUGAAAACCUCGACAAGUCCCACAGAAACAAAGCAGGAGAGUCGAAGCCGAGUGACUCUGAGCAAGGCCUGGGAGGUACUCUGGAACGUUCUGAUGAAGCCUUGCAGAAAGAAGUAAAGUCGGACGCACCUAGUCCCCAGAGAGUGGGAAGACCUCACUCUAGUCCUCCUCGGCUUGUCACGGUAGAGGAACUUCUAGAAACAGCGAAAGGAGUCACCAACAUGGCUCUAGCCCAUGAAAUAGUGGUAAACGGAGACUUCCGGAUUAACACUGUUGAACUAGCAGAAGGCAGCUUGGAGAAGAGAGUAAAAGAGAUUGUACAUAAAGCUUUCUGGGAUUGCCUGAGUGUGCAGCUAAGUGAAGACCCCCCAACAUAUGACCAUGCCAUCAAACUUGUAGGAGAGAUCAAAGAGACUCUGCUGUCUUUCCUGCUGCCUGGUCACACUAGACUAAGAAACCAGAUAACCGAGGUCUUGGAUCUGGAACUGAUAAAACAGGAAGCAGAGAAUGGGGCCCUAGACAUUUCCAAGCUGGCAGAAUUUAUUAUUGGCAUGAUGGGGACAUUGUGUGCACCUGCUCGAGAUGAGGAAGUUAAGAAACUAAAGGACAUUAAGGAAAUAGUGCCUCUUUUCAGGGCAAUCUUUUCAGUGUUGGACCUAAUGAAAGUAGACAUGGCCAACUUUGCUAUCACUAGCAUUAGGCCGCACCUCAUGCAGCAGUCUGUGGAGUAUGAGCGGAAGAAGUUUCAGGAGGUCUUGGAGAAGCAGCCAAACUCCCUGGACUUUGUCACCCAGUGGCUGGAGGAGGCCUCAAAUGACCUUUUGACUCAGAAGUACAAACAUGCCCUGCCGGCUGGGGGAGGGGCUGCUGGCUCAGGGGAUGCUCCAGUGCUGACCCCUCUUUCUGUCCAGAAUUAUGCCUACCUGAAGCUUCUGAAAUGGGACCACUUCCGGAGACCUUUCCCCGAGACCCUUUUGAUGGACCAGGCUCGUUUCCAAGAGCUCCAACUGCAGCUGGAGCAGCUGGCGGUCCUGGGAGCCGUGCUGCUCGUCACAUUCAGCACCGCUGCACCUGGAAUCUCUGGCCAGGCUGGCUUUGCUGAGAAACUCAAGAUGACGGUGAAGAUUCUGCUAAUGGACAUGCAUCUGCCUUCUUUCCAUCUGGAGGAUGCUCUGACAUCCAUUGGGGAGAAAGUGUGCCUGGAGGUGAGAAGCUGCCUAUGUGGAUCCUCGCCAUUCUCCUCCAACAAGGAGACUGUGCUCAAGGGCCAGGUUCAGGCCCUGGCCAGUCCUGACGACCCCAUUCGCAGGAUUGUGGAGUCCCGAAUUUUGACCUUCUUGGAGACAUACCUUGCCUCUAGUCAUCAGAAGCUACUGCCUACGGUGCCAGGGGGCUUGGGUCCCAUUCAGAAAGAGCUGGAAGAAAUUGCAGUGAAAUUUGUGCGCCUGGUCAACUAUAACAAGAUGGUGUUCUGUCCUUACUAUGACACAAUCCUCAGUAAGCUCCUUCUCCGCCCCUGAGGUGCACGGCUGCUGCAGCACCCCCUCAUGUCCUCAGAAGCCCGCUGUCGCAGUGCCCUGCUGUGGAGAAUGGCAUGUGGUACACUCCUGUUUAACGGCACUGGUUCCAGGGGAAGACUAUCGCGUGUCGCUGAAGGACUCACGGAAGGGCGCCCUGAGCUCUGUUCCGAGGACUGUAUUUACAAGUGCAAGUUUACAAACUCAAGAAGCUUUUGUUCUCUUGAGUUUAUAGGCAGCGUCUAGCUUCAUCAGUUGACUGCCGCUGUCUCUGCUCCUGCUGCAUCGGCUUGGAGGAGCCAGUUCUCCUAGGAGCCUGGGACCUUCCUUGUGGGUCAUUCUUUCUCAGACACCCAGGCGGGCACAUAAGCCAUGACUUGUUCCCUUGCCCCCCA